AUGGGUUUCAAAUCCCUCUUCUCCCGGAAGAAGAAAUCCAUUCCAUCAGCCACAGCCCUCCCACUCACGACCACACCCUCGCGAUCCCCAUCCUUCAACUCGCGCGCUCAGAUCGCCGAACUCGACCAGGUCUUCAAGAAAUUCGAUGUCAAUGGCGACGGCAAGAUCUCGUCUUCCGAGCUCGGAGCCAUCAUGAGCAGCCUGGGCCAGCCGGCCAACGAAGAGGAGCUCAGCCACAUGAUCUUAGAGGUCGAUUCCGACGGCGAUGGCUUCAUCGACUUCAAAGAGUUCGUCGAGCUCAAUACCAACGGGGUCGACCAGGCCGAGGCGCUGGAGAAUCUGAAAGACGCUUUCUCGGUCUACGACAUUGAUGGGAAUGGGUUGAUUUCGGCCGAGGAAUUGUAUAAAGUGCUGAGGAGCUUGGGGGACGAGUGUUCGAUCGCUGAGUGCAAGAAGAUGAUCAGUGCGGUCGACAGCGAUGGCGACGGUAUGAUCAAUUUUGAGGAGUUUAAGGUCAUGAUGAUGAUGGGCUCGCGUUAUAAUGAUUCUGCUGCAGUUUGA
This is a messenger RNA of Prunus armeniaca (apricot), 561 nucleotides long. The record is from the annotation of a GenBank genome assembly. Lineage: Eukaryota; Viridiplantae; Streptophyta; Magnoliopsida; Rosales; Rosaceae.